Messenger RNA from Danio aesculapii, 1301 nucleotides. RefSeq names its product lefty1 (gene lft1). Bases 1 to 1077 code for a protein of 358 amino acids. Gene Ontology annotation, molecular function: growth factor activity; cytokine activity; transforming growth factor beta receptor binding. Lineage: Eukaryota; Metazoa; Chordata; Actinopteri; Cypriniformes; Danionidae. Gene Ontology annotation, biological process: BMP signaling pathway; SMAD protein signal transduction. The transcript is spliced from 4 exons. Gene Ontology annotation, cellular component: extracellular region. The record is from RefSeq and is a predicted model, not a curated record.
AUGACUUCAGUCCGCGCCGCGUGCCUCCUUUGCGCAGCACUUUUCGCGAUGGUAAGGGGUUUCACCCACGAAGACAUGAAAGACGCUCUGCUGAAGAAACUGGGACUAAAUGAAGUUCCGCAAAUUCACAAGAGAGAUCUGGAGAACCUUGUGAUCCCAACGCACGUAAAGAACAAAUAUACCUCCAUGCUGAAACUUCACCACUCAAGGAAACGCCGCUCGCUUCCCAGUUUGGCCGGCAUCCUGAGGGGAAUUCCUGGAAAUGCAGACAUAUCUGGUGAAUUCCUAUAUUCUGACUCGACACGUCAGCGUGUUGUCUUUGAAAUGACAUCAAGAAUCCCUGAGAACAGUGAAGUGACCAUGGCAGAACUGAAGCUCUACAAGAAGGCCCCACACAAGCGCUCCAUACCGGAGAGAAAGGGCCACAGACCGGUCAACAACGCCCGAGUUAGCAUCUACUGGGUGGAACUUCUGAAAGACGGGUCAAACCGAACUUCACUAGUGGAUUCCAGGUUGAUUCCCAUUCACGAAACCGGCUGGAAGAGCUUUGAUGUCACCCAGGCGGUGCAAUAUUGGUCUAGGAGCCGAAUGGAGAUGCCCAUGCACCUUGAGGUGUGGAUCGAGGGCGAGAGACCCGGCAGUUACGCGGCAGAGAUGGCCAAGUGUGUCCACUUCACAACUCAAGACCCAGACGAGAACACUCUGGGAAAACCCGAGCUCGUGCUUUACACACUCAACCUAGAGGAGUUCGGGUCUAGUGGAGACUGUGAAAACAACAAAAAUCGCGAAAUGUGCUGCAGGGAAAAAUACUUCAUCAAUUUCCGAGCUCUGACUUGGACGCAGUACUGGAUCAUCGAGCCGUCCGGUUACCAGGCGUUCAGGUGUAACGGCGGCUGCCGGCAGCCAAAGCGCAACUACGGCUACGGAGAAAGGAAAUGCGCAGUCGUCGAGAGCGCGCCACUACCGAUGAUGUAUCUAGUAAAAAAGGGAGAUUACACAGAAAUAGAGGUGGCUGAAUUCCCAAAUAUGAUUGUGGAAAAGUGUGGAUGCGCAAUGGACAAUAUUUCAGUUGUAUAAGUAGCCUGUUUGUAUCGACCAGCAAACUUCAUGACGCACUAUACUACCUAAAGUUAAAAGGUCCAGAAUGGGUGUUAUCAAUUUAACCCUUGCUAGAUACAACCUCAAGCACUUUGUGUAGACUUGUAAAUAGAGCUAAUCUGAUAUGCGUUUAUUUUUGCAUUUGUAUAUGAGGCCAUUGAUUUGUAGAUGUUAUAUUUUGAGCAUAGCACGGGUUUGUUGUA